Moneuplotes crassus is the source of this 1620-nucleotide messenger RNA. The record is from the annotation of a GenBank genome assembly. Lineage: Eukaryota; Ciliophora; Spirotrichea; Euplotida; Euplotidae.
AUGGAUAAUCCAAAGAGAAUUUGUCAAGGCUGAGUGUUUGGUAGUCAAGGAGAGUAUUAUUGUAAAGACCAUCAGUGUAUUUUAUGCCUUCAUUGAAGAGAAACCUCUCAUUUUCAAUGAAGUUACCUAUCAAUCCCUGACUCUACCGAACUAAUCAAGAUCAUUCAGCACUUGGAGAAUUUUGUUGAAAGUUUAAUAGCAGAGGCUAAAAAAUAUGACUUGCUUGAUCAAAUUGCAAAUCUCAAGGAUGCUCUCGAAAAUAUUACAUUCAGCAUUUACAAACUCAAAGAAGAAGCCACCGUAUGUAUCAAGAACGAUGAAUUUAUGAAGUGGAAUGAGCUCAAGAGGAAAGCUCACCAAAUAAAAUCAGACAUUUUGAACUCGAAAUGUUGAAAAACAGAAGGAAGGCCAAACUAUAUCUUUGAGUUACUGUUUUAUUGCCAUAUUUUGAGGUUUACAAACUCAGACUAUCCGAGAACUGAAGAGGAGGAAUUAACAAAUUCGACUUUUAGUUUUAUGAAUAAAGAGUCAGAUUAUACGAACAUUUUUGAAUCAGUUACUGGAGAGAAUGAAAUCAGACUAGAAGAUUCUUGUGAACCAGAUACUCAAAACAAAUCACAAUCAGAAGAAGAUGACUCAGGGGAAAGCGAUUUAGAAGAGGAGAUAAACCAGCUUAAAUCCACUAUAAGCAAACUUUGAUGAGAGAACAAAGAACUUAAAGACAAGAUUUUACGAGAUGAAGAGGUAAAGCAAGCCAUGGAGAAGGAAAUACAAGAGAUCAAGAACGAAAAAACUUUAAUGCAUACUGAGAUUAUACAGAGAAGAAAUAUGACGAGUUUCUGCAACACUUAUAUGAUCCUUAUGGAAAAGCAAACUAAAGAGUUUCAAAAAAUGAGGUGACGUGUUCUUUAUAGAGACCGUGUUGCUAAAGACAAGCAUUUUAACAAAGAGGCUUGACUUUCUAUAAAUUUUUGGAAGCAGUCUCUUUGAGAUUUUAUGACUGAUUUGAAGAUUCACAGAGUUAAGAUUCCACGGAUUAAAAAGAUGACCAUUGAAGUAUCAACAAAAAAAGAUCUUAGAAGUUCCAACACAUUUAUGCUAGAAUCCAUUGGAGAAGGGUCUGAAAUAUUCAAAAUCAACAAUCUUGCCUCUUUAAAGUUUGAUAUUUCAAGAAUCAUAAAAGGAGUUACUCAAAAUUUGCCUAAGAUUACUCAAUAUGCGAUGCUUACAGGAUGGAUACUAGACUCUGAAGAUCUUAUCAAGAUCAUAAACAGUUGACCACGGGUUUUGAUGCUUUUGUUCAGGGAUUGUCAUAUUAACGUAGAUGAUCAAAUCAGGUUUUCUGUUGUUCAUUCUAGAAUGAGCUAUUUGAGUUUCCACAGCACAACAUUCCAAACCUCAAAUGACGAGAUUGAGAUAGAUCAGGAAAACAUUUUUGCAAGAAUUAUUGAAGCAGUUAGUGCAUCCAAAAUAAUUUCUACUUUGAAGGCAAUAAAUAUUUAUAACUGCCAUAUAGAUAUAUCAAAGAUUCACGAGAAGUUAACUCUUUAUGGCUUGGGACACAUAUCAAUCCUAAAGGAGACUCAUGACUCUAAAAUAAUGUUUAAUUAUAUUGAAUAA